Messenger RNA from Hippocampus comes (tiger tail seahorse), 1444 nucleotides. It is a transcript of the gene pex11a, whose product is annotated as peroxisomal biogenesis factor 11 alpha. Bases 138 to 869 code for a protein of 243 amino acids. Gene Ontology annotation, biological process: peroxisome fission. The record is from RefSeq and is a predicted model, not a curated record. Lineage: Eukaryota; Metazoa; Chordata; Actinopteri; Syngnathiformes; Syngnathidae. Gene Ontology annotation, cellular component: peroxisomal membrane. The transcript is spliced from 3 exons.
UCGAUACAAACCGUCGUGCGUUUUUUCUGAAAAGCGAGCCUCGUCGCGGAGCGACGCGAUCGCCGAGCUUUGCGCUCAGUCGACCAAGUUUGCAGCUCGAAAGAGCGCCCCGUGCAACAAGUGGGCCGAGGCGAGCCAUGGAGGCGCUGCAAAACGUCAUCAACCAGAGUCAGGGAAGGGACCGUCUUCUCAGAGCGACCCAAUUUGCGUCCGCCCUGUGCGCGCACGCUCUGCGGAAUCAUUCCCGACGAAAGGAGCUCGUGAGCAAAUUCAAGAGUCUGGAGGCCAACUUGAGCGGCGGACGAAAGCUGUUCAGGCUGGGGAACGCCAUCGACGCCGGCGAGGCCGCCAAGCGCAGCGCGCGACUCUCCGACCCGGUGCUCCGCCUUUGCCUGACCGCAGCCAACGUCAACCGCGCCCUCUACUUGAUGUGCGACAACGCGCUGUGGGCCGCCGGCGCGGGCCUUCUGCCGAGUCUGGACCGGGGCCGUUGGGGCGCCGGCGCCUCGCGCUUCUACCUGCUCUCGCUGCUCAUGAGCCUGACCCGAGACGCGUACCUCAUCCUGCGGCUCGCGCUGCGGCGGGCCAGGGACGGGCGCGAAACGAUUUCGCAUCCGGAGCGGAGUCCCGAAGCAGCCCCGGCGGUCAUCCCUCAUUUGGACGCCUCGGUCCUCCUGCUCCCGCGGAGCUUCAAGUCGCACCCGGCCCUCGUUUUGGACGCCGUGAAAAACGCGUGCGAUCUGUCCAUCCCGCUGGACAGGUUGGGGAUCUACCGGUCCGAUCCGGGCGCGCUGGCCUUUUGCGGCCUGCUCUCCUCGCUCAUCGGCAUCGCCACCCUGGUGCGGCCCGAGCUGAGGCUCAAAGCGUGAGGCCUCUCCCCGCGCGCGGAUUUUGGCGCUCGGCCUCGACGCUCUUCGGAAUUGAAGGCCGCCGGCCCUUUCCCCGUUUUUUGCUUCAGGUUCCUUCCCGAUUCAAUUUUCUUGAAAAGCCGCCCCCGCGCGGAUCCAAUCAAAAGCGGCGGGCGGCGCGCCGAAGCCUCGACCGCUCCGCAACGACGAUCGCAGCUUGAAUUCGACGAAACGGCGGCGGCCCGCGGCUCGUUUUCAGCGCAGACGGUGGCCCGAAAUGGAGUUUGGAGGCUGAUUUCACAAAUGUUUCUUCAUUUUGAUUUCGAUUUGAAAUUUUUUGUAGCCCCUCGGGUUUUUCAGAUCCUUUCUUUUUUGGGUCCCUUUUUUAAUUUGACCCUCAAAAGCUUGCGCGCUCGGCCCCGUUUGCCGUCGUCCGCCAGUUGUUCAAUCGAACCUGAAUUCCUGCGUCGAAAAAUAUUUGGCCGAAUGCCUUUUGACAGAUCUUAUUCUUUCGUUUUGGCGACAGAAGACACACGAGCGGUUUGUUGUUCAAGAACAUCUUGCGCAAAUUAAAACGGUCAAAAAUUCAUUCGUCU